This is a messenger RNA of Lepidothrix coronata (blue-crowned manakin), 1221 nucleotides long. RefSeq lists its product as uncharacterized. Bases 1 to 1221 code for a protein of 406 amino acids. The record is from RefSeq and is a predicted model, not a curated record. NCBI's taxonomy places the organism in Eukaryota, Metazoa, Chordata, Aves, Passeriformes, Pipridae. The transcript has 9 exons.
AUGUCGAGGGGCCGGGGGUGCCCCGGGAGGGGCCGGGGGUGCCCCGGGAAGGGCCGGGGGGGCCCCGGGGUGCCCCGGCUCGGGCGGGGCGGGGGGUCCCGGUGCCGCCCCCCCAGCGCCGCCCGCUGUGCCCCCGCAGUGCUCGCGGCCGAGGUGGUGAAGUUCUUCUUCCCCGCCAUGGUGGAGCUGCACAGCUUCGUCCCCGCCAGCUCCACCGCCCAGAAACUCGCCAACUGGGGGCACCUCAACAGGUGUGGCCCUGGGGGUCCCCAUGGGGGUCAGGGGAUCCCUGUGUGGGUCAGAGGGUCUCCAUACAGCUCAGGGGUCCCCGUGUGGCCCUGGGGGUCCCCAUGGGGGUCAGGGGAUCCCUGUGUGGGUCAGAGGGUCUCCAUACAGCUUGGAGGAUCCCCGUGGGGGUCUGGGUGUCCCCAUGUGGCCCUGGGGGUCCCCAUGGGGGUCUGGGUGUCCCCAUGUGGCCCUGGGGGUCCCCGUGGGGGUCAGGGGAUUGCUGAGCCAUGGGGAGGGGGGAGCAGGACGUGGGGACCCCCCCCCAGCCCGUGCAGCUCCGGGGCCGCAGGAGGGCUGGUGGAGCAGGACCAGGCGCUGCGGCUGGCACGGGAGACCAUCCAGAUCCUGCAGGCGAAGGUGGAGCGGCUGGAGCAGCUCCUGCUCCUCAAGAACCUGCGGAUCGACGACCUGAGCCGGCGGCUGCAGCAAGGACGGGGACAGGGACAGGCACAGGGACGGGGACAGGGACGGGGACGCAGCAAAGGCAAGGGGGGCUCCGUGCGCUUCGCCCCCAGCCCCCCCCCCGAGGGGGCCCACGUGCACUUCCAGGAGCAGCUCCACGACUCGGCCGUGAUGGUGACCCAGGAGAAGGACGGCGGCUUCCUGGUCAAGGUGGGAUUCCUGAAGAUCCUGCACAAGUACGAGAUCACCUUCCUGCUGCCCCUGGAGCAGAGGGGGGGGGACGUGUGUGCCCUCCCCGUCCCCAACCCCAACCUGCGGGUCCUCAGCGUCACCUCCCUGCCAGAAGGGCUGAGCGUGCACUGCGAGUACACGGCGCACAAGGAGGGGGUGCUGAGGGAGGAGCUGCUUUUGGCCACCCCCGGCCACGGCCACGUCAGGGUCACCGUCCAGGCCCGGGUCAUGGUGCGAGUGUCCCACCCCUCGGGAAAGGGCCUAAACCGGGGGAUUUUCACCCCAAAAUCCCCGCCCUGA